Indicator indicator is the source of this 1277-nucleotide messenger RNA. RefSeq names its product insulin induced gene 2 (gene INSIG2). The record is from RefSeq and is a predicted model, not a curated record. Bases 12 to 359 code for a protein of 115 amino acids. Gene Ontology annotation, cellular component: endoplasmic reticulum; SREBP-SCAP-Insig complex. The transcript has 3 exons. Lineage: Eukaryota; Metazoa; Chordata; Aves; Piciformes; Indicatoridae. Gene Ontology annotation, biological process: cholesterol biosynthetic process; SREBP signaling pathway; cellular response to insulin stimulus.
UGUACCCGUGCAUGGACAGACAUCUGGGAGAGCCACAUAAAUUCAAGAGAGAAUGGUCCAGUGUAAUGCGAUGUGUGGCAGUCUUUGUGGGAAUAAAUCAUGCCAGCGCUAAAGUGGACUUUGCCAACAACAUCCAAUUGUCUCUCACGUUAGCAGCCUUGUCGAUUGGGCUGUGGUGGAUGUUUGAUAGAUCACGAAGUGGUUUUAGUCUUGGAGUAGGAAUUGCUUUCCUGGCUACAUUGGUGUCACAGCUUCUGGUCUACAAUGGAGUGUAUCAUAUGAAUGCAAAGUCAUUGCAGAGAAGUCUCAUGAGGACUGAGGAGAAACAAUAUGCACCUUUUAAACAGGAAAAUAUCUGACAAAUGACUGUUGGAAGAGCAUAUGGAACACUUGACUAUAAAAUUGCCAAAAUGCAAUUUUUUUUCCCCCUUGAGUGGUGUACUUUACUGCAAUCUGUGAUUGCUGCUUCUUUAGAAACCUUCCUGUCUGAUUUUGAUUACUGUGAAGUUACAAUAGUAUGCAAUAAAUUUGACAAUAUAGGUUCAAUUAUAGGAUUCUCUUUUCCAAAUCUAAACUGCUUUUACCAUAAAUUCUUGACUGUCCAUAAUGUUGCAGUGCCAAACUGAAUCUUUGCACUACAUUUCUGUAGCUGAAACUCCUGCUUCACUUUAACUUGAAAGUUUUGAGGAAUUUGUUCUUAAUAGCUCAGUGAAAGAAAGAUUCAACUCUAAGAAUGAAAAUCUUUCCACGAUGAUAGCUUAUAGUAUCUUUAUGAAAGUCAUGGAUUGCAGGUGAGCUUUGAUGCAACUGUUUCUAUCUGUUAACACCCUGUAUGAUUCUUCUUGCAUCACAGGUGAGGAAACUUCAGUUAAAUUGUAUGGGCUAUUGUCAUAGUGUUUCAUUUGUCUGUGGUACCUGCCCAGUAUCACAGAACACAGAAAUGGAAACUAAGGCUGGAAAUCUACUAUUUUUUCCCCUACUAUAAGCAGUAUACAUGUUUAUGUAUGAGUUUAUGUGGGCCAUCAUCAGAUGUGGACAGAUGCUGAAAUAAUUUGUUGUGUUGAGUAACAGAAUGUAAUUUGGGUCAUUCUUGUACAGUCCCUUAAGCUGACUUGUGCUGAUCCCUUAUAAAAAACAUCUUGGGGAGUUUUAUUGUGAAACUUAAUUCUACUGAACUAAAUCAGCCACUACCAUAUUGUGUCAUAAAAUCCUCCGUUACCAAUUUUACUCUUGAUAGUUCUUGUCUACUGCUUGCUCUGUUCACAGGGAUCAGCAGA